Messenger RNA from Penicillium cinerascens, 843 nucleotides. Its product is annotated as phytanoyl-CoA dioxygenase family protein. The transcript has a single exon. Bases 1 to 843 code for a protein of 280 amino acids. The record is from RefSeq and is a predicted model, not a curated record. NCBI's taxonomy places the organism in Eukaryota, Fungi, Ascomycota, Eurotiomycetes, Eurotiales, Aspergillaceae.
AUGGAUGUUGCAUGUCCCUGUGUACUGCCAAGGUUCUUCAACCUCCAAAAGUCCAUCGAAGCCCUCCACCACGACGGGAUCGUCGUCCUCAAAAAUGCCAUCCACCCAGCACACCUAGACAAGCUCAACGCGCGCAUGGUCCCCGAAGCCGAACGCCUCUAUGCACGUACAGAAACCCACCGAAACUUCGGCCCGCACACGGGAAACAUCCAACAAGAGCCCGUCUGCGAAGCAGAAUACAUCUUCGAAGACGUCAUCGCCAAUCGCUUCGCGACAUCCGUGAUCGAAUGCAUGGUUGGUCCGAAUCCCGCCAUGCGGUUCUACAGCGCCAACACGGCGUUCAAGGCUAGUGGGCGCCAGCCAGUGCAUAUCGAUAUUGAUUUCGACAUGCCUCGUGUGCCGUUUGCGUUCUGCGUGAAUGUUAAUCUUGUGGAGACGAGUGCGGAGAAUGGAGCGACGGAGGUGUGGUUGGGGAGUCAUGCUGAUACUGAUCGGUCUGUCAUUGAUCGCGGGUCGGAGCAUGGGGGUGUCAGGCAGGAUCUAUUGGAUGAGAGGAGGAAGAUUAGUCCUGGGAUUCAGCCUGGUUUACCUAAGGGGUCUUUAAUUAUUCGGGAUCUCAGGUUGUGGCAUUCCGGUAUGCCGAAUAGGACGGAUGACCCGAGGGUCAUGUUGGUUUCUAUUCAGUUUGCGAGUUGGUAUAAGAAUAAUCAGAAAUUUAGAUUGCCGCGCAGUUUGGAAGGGAAGGUUGACUGGGGGCGCGUGGUGCCUUGUGUGGAGUGGGUGGACGAUGGGUUUGAUUACUUGCAGGGCGCUCAUGAUCAUGACUUUGCACCGCUGCCAUAG